This is a messenger RNA of Paramuricea clavata, 7782 nucleotides long. Lineage: Eukaryota; Metazoa; Cnidaria; Anthozoa; Malacalcyonacea; Plexauridae. The record is from the annotation of a GenBank genome assembly.
CCAAACGGUAAUAGAACGUUUGCACACGACGUCGCAGCCGCCAUGUUGGUGUUCCAAUUCAAAAGAAUUUUAAUUAAACUCUUUUGUCUGGAACACCAACAUGGCCGCCACGACUUUUGUUGAGUUGUUCCCUGAGGAAUGAGUGCAAACGCUCUAUACCACACUUUGGUACGGUGAUAUUUAUGUCAGCUUUCUUUUCCAGCUUCAAGCCGCGCUCAAACGAGGAUGGGAAAUGAUGAGAGUUGGCAGGUGAGAGUUUGCAUGAGAGUUUUCUUUACAUGAACCCAUGAUAAACGAGCUCUAGAGUUGCAUUAUAGACUGAGAGUUGAUGAGAGUCGACUGUAUAUUACUAUGCAAUGAAGUCAAACGAACCAAAUAUUUUUAUCAACCCCCAUCAAAAUUUGAAUCAGCUCAAAGUUGAUGAGAGUUUAUAGUCAAACGCAAGCGAGAGCUUCGACUCCCAUCAACUUCUGAGUCAGAACCACUAAUCAAAACAGAUCCCACCUAUGAGCGACGCAGUUUGUAUUUAGUUAUGCAACGUGCCAAUUUUUUUGCUUCUGACUCCUACAUAUCAGCAGUUAUCAGAGUGAGAAAAUCGUGUUAAUUUUUGUCAUAAAUGUAGUGAUCUUGUAUUUAGUGCAUGCAAAAUGUAUAAAAGAGAGAGAGUUGUAGUAGCAAUUGCUGUCGCAGCGAGCGAGCCUUUAGCGUGCGAGCAAUGCAGCAGACUAAAAUGAUACAGUUGUACAAAAUCUCAAUCUGAGUGGAGCCGCAAGGCAUGGUGGUUCCAACUGAAAGAUAACCACAAUGCAAAGCGAAAUUGUUGCGCAAACAUUGUAUUUCAAAGCUAAAACUAGGUUACCCACAGGGCAGUAAUGCUGCCUUUGACAGCAAAAGACAAACUACAGGGUGUUGAUGAGUCCUUCAGAAACAUCCUAUUAUUGUUUAGCCUGCAUGGCAGGCGGUUCCUAAAAUUGGGCAAGCCUAGGAAAUACCUCCUGCCAUGCAGGCUAAUUAUUGUUAUCCUUGUUAACCCAUUUGACAGUACCCUACCACUGACUGAGUAUUAAAAAUCGUCUGGCGUUGGACAGGGUAAAUCCUAAAGUCGGGGUCAUUACUGUGCUGAUGAAUUAACAAGAGCCAUUGGCAGAUAGGUUUGUUAACCCAUUUACUGGCAGUACCCUAUACCACUGACGAGUAAAAUCUUCUGGCGCUCGACAAGGGAAGGGCGCAUUGCCAGCUAAUGGGUUAAACCACCGUGGUUAAACAUAAGAUUUCAUGAUGCUCCAGGAAAUGUAAACAAGCUAUGAGUGUGACAUCCCAGUUUAUAUAUUUAUAUACUCGGAAUAUUGAUUUCUCGGUACAUACAAAAUUAUUUUAAAGUAUAACAACCAGCGAAGACGUAUGGCACUAACUACCCUGUGCGGCUGCGCGCAGACUAUAUAACGACAUAUAUAUGUCAUCCAUCCGGUCCGUCCGUCAUUCAUCCGUCCGUAUCCGCGUUUUAUCCUAACCCGUUUUUAAAACACAAAGUUUGCAUUUAAUUAAGGCAGUGCGGUUCGUCAUGAUCAAUAUUUUCAAAAGCGGCCAAUUAGACCAGGGGUUAAAGGGCAAUGACAAUGACAUGCAGGUGACAUUUAACAUUGCGUCUCACUAAUUAAAAUUUGCGUGUUUAAUUAUCAAAGAAAGCAAAAAUAUAUGCAAGACAAUCUCACAUGUGGAGUUUUUUCACUUACAGUACGUACUGCCUUGUGAUGCAGUACAAGUAUAAAUACAAAAGACAAAGCAUUUGUAAAUCCUAAAAGAUAAUUAAAUUAUACGGCACAUUUAAGAUUUUAAUAUCGUAUUUCAGCCGCGUUUAUACUGUUUGGCGCAUUCGCUGCGUUAUAUUCAUUUACAUGUAUAUACACAGAAAAGCAUGUCAUUGUCCUUGCAGACCAUAGGCAAAAAGCAUUUGUCAAACAUGCACAUACCAAAUUUAAGCAAUCGUUAAAUCAUAUACAUGUCAUGGAAAGAAUAUGGAAAUAAUGUUGAAUGAAAGCUAGCAUCGCGUUAAUAUUAAAAGCACCGCAUAUAGUGCUCGAACCACUGCGUAUAAUUGCAAAAGCAUCGCGUAUAUAAAUGGUGAAAGCACCGCGUAUAAUACUGGAACCUCCGCGUAUAAUACUGGAACCACCGCGUAUAAUGGCGAAAGCACCGUGUAUAAUGCCAAAAGCACCCAACAAAAUGCCGUUUGAUCACUUUAAUUAAGCCAGCUAUGGCUUUCCUACAGAAGCCCAGAGGCGACAGCAUAAAACCACUUUUGUAUUUUACAUUUUUGUGUUUUAUAUUUUGUAUUUUUGUGUUUUAUAUUUUGUAUUUUUGUGUUUUACAUUUUGUAUUUUAUAUUUUGUAUUUUAUAUUUUGUAUUUUAUAUUUUGUAUUUUAUAUUUUUGUGUAAUUAUAAUGUUCUUAGACGUGGGAUUAUAGGCAUUUAGUAAUACAAAUUGUGAUAUUUAACAACAAUGCAUAUGUCAAAACAAGAUUACAAGCUAUAGAGGCAUUGUAUUUUGACUGCUCGAAAUGCGUGUUACAUACUGAACGCUUGUUUAAAGAGCAUUAUCGCGCGCAUUACUAAGAUACGCAUACCGAAUUCGCCAUGCAGACAUUAGCAUUGCUCCCGUAAUAAGGCUCGGUUUAGACGGCGACAUUUUCAAGCGCUUCAUUUCUUAUGGCACAAGUUCGGCAACUGAUUUAGAGUUUAGACGCCGCUCUUCUAGAUCUGUCGUACUUAUAAAUCGUUGUAUUACGGGUUCGGCGCAUGAGAAAGUUCGCCGUCUAAACCGAGUCUAAGGCUGUCUGCAUGGCGAAUUUGGUAUGCGUAUCUCAGUUAUUGAUAUGCGCGCGAUACCAGUAAUGCUCUUUAUUUAAACAAGCGUUCAGUAUAUAUGUAACACGCAUUUCGCGCAGUAAAAUACAAUGUCUCUAUAGCUUGUAAUCAUGUUUGACAUAUGCAUUGUUGUAUCAAAGUAAAAAGCUGAGCUGAAACAUAAUGAAACUAAGUAAAAAUAUAAAAGUGACAAUAUAAAAGUGACAAUAUAAAAGUGAAAAUAUAAAAGUGAAAAUAUAAAAGUGAAAAUAUAAAAGUGAAAAUAUAAAAGUGAAAAUAUAAAAGUGAAAGUAUAAAAGUGAAAAUAUAAAAGUGAAAAUAUAAAAGUGAAAAUAUAAAAGUGAAAAUAUAAAAGUUAAAGUUGGUGAUGAGCGUCUAAGCAGGAAGACCACCUGGGGCUAUGGUAUGUGUGAUUCAGCAUUUCAUUGAUGUCUGACUUGGAACCGAAAGACACGAUGUCGUCGGCUGCUGACAUGGCCGGAAAUCCACUGCAUAUCGCAGUAAAACCGAAUCCAGCUUUCGCGCAUGUAACCGUCUUUAUACGCAUGGCCUAAAAGCUUUCUUACUGUCAAAAUAAGUUGUGCCUAAAACUGUAAAAGUUAAAAUAUAAAAGUUAAAAUAUAAAAGUUAAAAUAUAAAAGUUAAAAGUGAAAAUAUAAAAGUGAAAAUAUAAAAGUGAAAAUAUAAAAGUGAAAAUGUAAAAGUGAAAAUAUAAAAGUGAAAAUGUAAAAGUGAAAAUAUAAAAGUGAAAAUAUAAAAGUGAAAAUAUAAAAGUGAAAAUAUAAAAGUGAAAAUAUAAAAGUGAAAAUAUAAAAGUGAAAAUAUAAAAGUAAAGUUAGAGAUGAGCGUCUAAGCAGGAAGACCGCCUGGGGCUAUGGUAUGUGAGGCGGUAGGUAAAAGGCGGACGGACGGCGGACGACGGACGAUGGAGCUUUUUAUAAACACAUGAUUACUGCCGUAACUAAUUAUAAUACCCUAAAUUGAAGUACACCAGCCUUAGAUCUGUGAAAUGAAUAUGUUUUCACCGGUUCGAAUUUUUAGCAAUGGAAUUUAAUUAGCAUUGAAUACGUAUGUAUGAUAGGAGGCUACUCUCCGUCUUUCGCGUACCCUGGAUUCCAGAGCCUUCGACAGUAAAUAAUAAAUUGAAAUGUCGCGAAGGCUCUGGUUCAACGGGGAGAUCCUUUGAUUUAAUCAAUAGCGGUUUAAUCAAAGGAUCUCCCCGUUGAACCAGAGCCUUCGCGACAUUUCAAUUUAUUAUUUACUGUCGAAGGCUCUGGAAUCCAGGGUAUCUUUCGCGUGAAACUUUUGGAAAUAUUGUAAAAAAAGCGCCUUAGUUUUGGUGCUUCUGUAUAUAACUGCCCUAACACUGCCAUUGAAUUAAAAUAUUAUUAGACAUUUUUCAAACAGCUUGUUACACUGAUUAUACUGUGUGACAUUUACAUAUAUAGUAGAUACUGGCUAGUAUUCCAAAGGUCGUAGGUUCGAUUCCCACCGUGGACAGGGAUAUUUUUCAAGCUUGCCCGGUCUGGAUAUACACUCAGAGUAACAUCACAAGCAUCAUAUUCACCUGAGUACAUUACACCAACACGGUAAAAAGUUAUAGUAGAUAUUAUAAUAUAUCAUAUUUACAUAAAUAUUUCCACUUUUUUACAAUAUUUCCAAAAGUUUAAGUUUCCCGAGAAGGACGGCGUAUAGCCAUCAUAUAUAAGUAUUAAAUUAAAUUCCAUUGCUAAAAAUUCGAACGGGUGAAAACAUAUUCAUUUCACAGAUCUAAGGCUGGCAUACUUUAAUUUAGGGUAUUAUAAUUAGUUGCGGUAGUAAUCAUGCCUUUAUAAAAUGCUCCGUCGUCCGUCGUCCGCCGUCCGUCCGCCUUUUAUCUACAGCCUCACAUACCAUAGCCCCAGGUGGUCUUCCUGCUUAGACGCUCAUCUCUAACUUUACUUUUAUAUUUUCACUUUUAUAUUUUCACUUUUAUAUUUUCACUUUUAUAUUUUCACUUUUAUAUUUUCACUUUUAUAUUUUCACUUUUAUAUUUUCACUUUUAUAUUUUCACUUUUAUAUUUUCGCUUUUAUGUUUUCACUUUUAUAUUUUCACUUUUAUGUUUUCACUUCUAUAUUUUCACUUUUAUAUUUUCACUUUUAUAUUUUCACUUUUAUAUUUUUACUUAGUUUCAUUAUGUUUCAGCUCAGCUUUUUACUUUGAUACAACAAUGCAUAUGUCAAACAUGAUUACAAGCUAUAGAGACAUUGUGUUUUACUGCGCGAAAUGCGUGUUACAUACUGAACGCUUGUUUAAAUAAAGAGCAUUAUCGCGCGCAUAUCAAUAACUUAUAGAUACGCAUACCGAAUUCGCCAUGCAGACAGCCUUAAGGUCCAUACAGACCGAACGCGAUUCGACAACGCGACGCGAAUUUUCGGUUUUUAAAAACAAAUAAAACUGUCAACGGAUAAAAAUUUUACAAGAUAUGCAGACCAAAUAGCUAAAAUUGCUCAAGUGGUUCCGAAUAUUUGAAAAACAUAGAUGUUAUUGAAAAAUGAAAUGUCACUGAAAUUGAUAAUUCGCGUCGCCGACGACAGAUCUAGAAGAGCGCCGCGGCGUCUAAACUCUAAAUCAGUUGCCGAACUUGUGCCGUAAGAAAUGAAGCGCUUGAAAAUGUCGCCGUCUGAACCGAACCUUAAUAUUACGGGAGCAAUGCUAAUGUCUAUGAUGGCGAAUUCGGUAUGCGUAUCUUAGUAAUGCGCGCGCGGUAAUGCUAUUUAAACAAGCGUUCAGUAUGAAACACGUACAGUGUACACGCAUUUAUUUUUUUGUAAUCAUGUUUUGACGUUGUUGUUAAAUAUCACAAUUUGUAUUACUAAAUGCCUAUAAUCCCACGUCUAAGAACAUUAUAAUUACACAAAAAUAUAAAAUACAAAAUAAAAAAUACAAAAUAUAAAAUACAAAAUAUGAAAUACGAAAUAUAAAAUAUAAAAUAUAAAAUACAAAAUAUAAAACACAAAAAUACAAAAUAUAAAACACAAAAAUACAAAAUAUAAAACACAAAAUACAAAAUACAAAAGUAAUUUUAUCCUGUCGCCUCUGGGCUUCUGUACUUUCCAUAAAAGAAGACCAAAGAUGAAACAUGAUCACAUUGCCUGUUUGCCUUAUGCCUGACCGCGCUGCACCACGGUUAAAAUUCACUGGUACCGUCAUGCAAUGCGCCAAAUAGAAAAUUUUGAUUUCGACCCACAAAACAAAAUUAGGAUCUGCUGCCUUGCUCGCUCGCUUCAGGCUCACUCGCUGCGGCAGCAACAAGAUUAACCGAGAUGGAAAACAAAGGAUAACAGUUUUAGCCAGAGAGCGCAUUGCCAAUUCAAGAAAAUACAUCAAAGCAAAAUGACAGCGCCGCAGACAGUGAUUUGAGCUACGCGAAAACAACUCUAAACUACGACUACGCGAAAACACGUACCGAGAAAGUUUUAGAACAGGCUUGGAUACUAAACGUGAUCAGAUAAAAUUUGAUUUUGAGAGCAUAAUUAGCAAUUUUCAUAUCGCCAGUGUUUAUAGAAUAUUAGUUGCAUGGCUUUGCGGAUGCUAUAGGAAUAAAGCGUUUUCAGUUGCUAUGUAUAUAUUUUAUGUCGAACGCAAAAUGAAAUAGUUGCACGAAUGAUAGCGAGUGAAUCUCGAUCGACUUGCGCCACUUAAAAAGUUAACUAUAUAUCUAGGUUAGGUUAAUGUCUGCCACUUUGUUAGCUAGAAUGGCGCGCAUGCAUGACUAAGAGCGCUUUAGAAUCACAAUUAGACAUAAGCAGAAUAACAUAUUGGCUUGAUAGUAAAACUGUAUUAUGUUGGAUGCAGAACCGAGGAGAGCGGAAACAAUUAGCCUUUCUCACGAAGGCCAAAUUUGGGGUAUUAACUUUUUUGAAAACGACGUGAAAAUUCUAAGCGAUAUGAAAACAUUUUUUCAAAUAUUUACUGUAAAUUAACUUAUAAUGAUCGUACUCACAAUUAUAGUUAUAGAAAUCCCUUGUUCACUGCGUACAAUCUCAGAUUUGGAAAAGGCAGUAUACCCCAAAAAUGGCCGGCGGCGUGAGAAAUAGAGUAAAUGAAAUUUUACAAUAAAGUAAGAGGAUCAACAUGUACACAGUAUGUUCUAGCCUCUAUUUUUCUUGACCUCGACACUUGAAGUUGUGCCAAAAAGGCAGCAUUUAUUUUACUACAUUUUAGGUAUAACCUAGUUUAUUUGCUCUUACAAGUGUCAAUAUUUCUGACCUUGACCACGAUCUGUUGUCGUGUGAUGCUUACUGCAACACUUCCGUUGUCUGUGGCGCAGUGAAAAUGGUAUGAUGUAUAAUAUCCUUAAAAAAAAUUAUUAUUUCUAUAAGUUUAUCGAUGUUCACGCCGUAUAUAAUUAGCCCUUGGUCUUUGUUUACAUACUGUCGAAAAAUGUCUUGAUUCGCUGGUUGUUCCCACCAUAUUUGUGGGUCAUUGAUCGUUACUUGCUGUCGAUCAGCAGUCCUUGUGUUCAGGUCACACACUACAGCAUGACCCACACCAUUAGGAUCUGGAUUCAAUCUUGCAAGUAUCAAUACCUGUACAUACUCUAUAGACAUAGUCAUUAUUUCUUUCCAUACAUGAUCUAUUUCUUGAUCACGGUUUUCGGCAUUAGAAGAAUACUCAUACCUGUUAACUUCACAAACAAGUCCACAUUUUAUUAACAUAGCCAAUAAGUUUUCACACAUAAGAUCUUCUUUUUGAACGUUCUCAGCUGCGUACAUAGAUAUAAGUUUUUCCAACUGGCGAUCACAAAGAAAGGCAUUCAGAAUCCGUCGGCAAACCCAAUGUAUUGAUGACAAAACACAACUAUAUACACACAUGUUACCGUUAUAGUAUAAGUAUUGGAGAACCUCAUCCUUUAUUGCUUCUUUGUCAACUU